AAAUGAAUAAUGGAGGAGCCAUUUAUUACUUUGCUCAUAGGCAAAAUGAGAAAAGAAAUACAGAAAAAGUCCUGCGACCAAAAGGUUAUGAUAAGUAUGGCAAACCUUUGAGAAGAAGUUUCUUAAACUCUUCCAUCGAGCAGGCAACACCUGACCCACUGAAGGAAUACGUCCGAAGGCACAAUAGCUCUAAAAGGAAAAGAAAUACAGUAUUUGGCCUCAAUAUAGCAACACUCAAUGAGAAUGGGAGGAGGGAUGGAGCUGGGCUUAGAGCUCGUAACUCCUUACAGAAGAGUGGAUUGACAAGGUCUACUGCAAAAAAGAUCACUAUAUAUAACCCAGAUUUAAAGGAAAGGGAUCCUGUAAUAGAUCCACAAUAUCAAUGAAAGUCUGAGAGUGUUCAAAAAUGAUUGACCACUCAAAGUAUCUCAUCAAACCAGAAGAAGUCCCAGAAAAAUACUUCACAUAAGACCCCAGAAAUUUGUUUGAAAAAGAAGGCUAUUGGAAUUUUUCUGAAUUCAUCAAUCACCAAUAACCAAAAAUUAAAAUUGGAUUCAAAGCCACCAUUACCAUACCAAAACUCUCCUGCGAAGAUUGUUAAACCAAGCUAUGACUCGCCUACAUUUAAGAAGAAGACAGUCACGAUAAAAUAAGAGGAAGGCCAAGCCAGAUUCUUUAAAGUUUUCUGAUAUUUCCCAGAUCAACCAGGAGAAAGACAAGAUUUCUAAAAUUAUGGAAACCCAAAAGCGGCAGACCAAGCUACAGGAUAUCAUGAAUAAAUCUCACUUGAAAGUGAGAAGACUCAAGCAUUGUCAGAAGAACAAAAGAUUAUUUGAUUGCAAUGGAAAUCCUAUUUCCGCAUAUGACUUGGCCCUUCCUACAGUGAGUCAGCCAAAGCUGUCUUCAAAGAGGAAUCAGCGGGAGCAGAUCGACAAGACAGUUACGUUUGAUUUUCGGAAGAAAGAAUCGGAUCUCAAAAUAAGCAAAUCAACUGCCCAAAAAGGUCUAGCUACUCCUAAUGUGUCAGAUGCUAGGAAUAACAAUUUGUCAUUGAGUCAAUUGAUUUACCCAAGAGGGAUUGCUUCUGGCCAAGCUAGGAGGACAAGUGAAAACAGAAAGUAUAUUUGUAAAAACUUAAAAGAACCCAGGUCAAGCUCGUUAUCUCAUAAUUUGGCUGAGGAAAUACAACUUACUCCAAUGAUAGAGGUUCUUCCAAAAUAAACAGGAUGAUC
Moneuplotes crassus is the source of this 1232-nucleotide messenger RNA. The record is from the annotation of a GenBank genome assembly. Lineage: Eukaryota; Ciliophora; Spirotrichea; Euplotida; Euplotidae.